Molecule: messenger RNA, 734 nt
Organism: Eptesicus fuscus (big brown bat)
Lineage: Eukaryota; Metazoa; Chordata; Mammalia; Chiroptera; Vespertilionidae
Gene: CDPF1
Product: cysteine rich DPF motif domain containing 1
Exons: 4
Coding region: 257-628 (123 amino acids)
Source: RefSeq, a predicted model, not a curated record
GGGGCCGCGGGAGGCGGCGGAGGUGAGUGCAGCAGCCGGGCGGCGUGGCGGGGGCAUGCGGUCUUGUCCCCCGCGUGUUGCUCGCCGGCCCUCCGCGGCGCCAGGGACGGGACGGAGGACUAGGGAAAAGGCCACCGGGUGACGGCGGGCUGCGGAGCCCGGGGGCUCAGAGCCCCGAGGCCGGUCCUGGACGUGCGGGGCCCCCGGACAUCGAGAGGGCACUUUAGGGAACUACGAGGAGGAGUCCGAUGGGAAGAUGGCGUGCGAGGCCGAGCACCGCCCCCUGGGUGUGUUUGAGUGCCAGCUCUGCGCCUUGGCAGCUCCGUACAGCUAUGUGGGGCAGAAGCCGCCCGACACCCAGUCUGUCGUCCUCCUGGAGGAGAGCUACGUCAUGAAGGACCCCUUCACCCCCGACAAGGACAGCUUCCUGGUCCUGGGCUCCAGGUGCAGUGUCUGCGGCCGGCUGGUGUGUGUGGGCCCGGAAUGCAGUCUGUUCUACUCCAAGCGGUUCUGCCUCCCUUGUGUCCGGAAGAACAUCCAGGCCUUCCCGCAGGAGAUCCGGCAAGACCUGGAGAAAAGGAAGGUCCCAUCGAAGAGGCCGGCCGGCCAGCCCAGCUCGCAGGCCUGAGCCGGCGUGGGGGCCUGAGCCUGCAUCGGAGGCCUGAGCCGGCGUGGAGGCCUGAGCCGGCGUGGAGGCCUGAGCCUGCAUCGGAGGCCUGAGUUAGCAUCGGAGG